AUGGCAGCGCAGGGCAACCGGGCGGAUUUCGUUUCUCCCGUCAUUUUUGACAGGCAGGCGCGCGCUUCAGCGCUUGAGUCCGUCUCCGGUGCCUCGCUAACUGUGCGUCGUGUGGAACUGGACCCUGAAUUUGGCAUUCUCGCCCGAUCGCGAAACGCCUCGGUCGUCGCUCUUCGCUUGCCUGGAGCGAGUUCUGCCACUCUGCAACACAGGCAGAGGUGUCUCUCGAUCCCGGACGCCCAAACCCAGCUCAUUGGUCAAGGCGAAGCGAAGCAGAGGAUGACGCUUUCCCCUCGUCGGUGGGUCCGAAGCGUGAGGUCAGCCGCGCGCACCGCACCCACGCCUCGAAGCCACCACCACCAGAUCGCCAUCAGCUCGCGGUCGCGCACAUCUCGAUCACUCACCCACACCAACACUCUGCCAGCGCACAUCGCCCUCACUCGGCCCAGCAUACAUUCCAAGGAUCUCACGUUUCUCGUCUCUCCCUCACUUCCUCUCGCUUUGCCUCUGCCUCGUCUCUCACGGACUUAUACAUCAUCGGAUCAGCUUGCACGCGCCUCGUUCUGCUCGGAUUUCUACAUCAGCGGCCAGCUUCAUAACUCUGCCCGCCGUCUCAACCUUGUCACUACGUACAACGUCACAUCUGCCACCUUGGUCGACGACAGCAUCACCAUUUCCUCAGCUUUACGCCUUCUGCAUCCUUGA
Moesziomyces antarcticus is the source of this 705-nucleotide messenger RNA. RefSeq lists its product as uncharacterized. The coding region runs from base 1 to 705 and encodes 234 amino acids. The record is from RefSeq and is a predicted model, not a curated record. The transcript is spliced from 2 exons. Lineage: Eukaryota; Fungi; Basidiomycota; Ustilaginomycetes; Ustilaginales; Ustilaginaceae.